Molecule: messenger RNA, 1155 nt
Organism: Olea europaea var. sylvestris
Lineage: Eukaryota; Viridiplantae; Streptophyta; Magnoliopsida; Lamiales; Oleaceae
Product: beta-adaptin-like protein A
Exons: 4
Coding region: 1-1155 (384 amino acids)
Biological process (GO): intracellular protein transport; vesicle-mediated transport
Cellular component (GO): membrane coat
Source: RefSeq, a predicted model, not a curated record
AUGAAUUUUUCUAUCUCUUUUCCUCGCAAUCAGACACCUGAAAAUGCUCACGGUGGUACUUCUCAGAACUCUAACCCUUACUUUGAUUCAACCAGAAAAGGGAAAGUUUCAGAUAUGGAAAUGCAGCUCCGGAAACUAGCAGGGAGCAGAGCUCCUGGAAUAGAUGAUGCAAAGAGGGAGCUUUUCAAGAAGGAGAUCUCGAACAUGACAAUUGGGAUUGAUGUGUUAUCAGUUUUUAGCGAAAUGGUGAUGUGCUCGGCAACCACGGAUUUAGUGCUAAAAAAGAUGUGUUACUUAUAUGUUGGGGAUUAUGUUAAGUACAAUCCAGAUCUCGCACCCUUGACAAUUAAUUUCCUUCAAAGGGAUUGCAAGGAUGAGGAUCCAAUGAUUCGUGGUUUGGCUUUAAGGAGUUUGUGUUUGCUUCGUGUCGCAAAUUUGGUGGAGUAUUUGGUGGGGCCGUUGGGUAAUGGGUUGAAGGAUGGAAAUAGCUAUGUGCGGAUGGUUGCAACUGUCGGGGUUCUCAAGUUGUAUCAUAUUUCGUCUUCGACUUGCAUGGAUGCUGAUUUUCCAGGUAUGCUCAAGCAUUUAAUGCUUAACGACAAGGAUGCUCUGGUAAUUGCAAACUGUUUAACUUCUCUACAAGAGAUCUGGGGUCUGGAAGCAAGUACAUCUGAGAAAGUGGAACGGGAGAGAGAGAACUUGAAUAGCAAGUCAGUGGUAUUCUACUUUCUAAACAGAAUUGGCAGAUACCUACCUGGCUUAGGAUUGCCAAUUGCGCCUAGUCCAACUCCUUCGCCUCCAGCUUUCAAGCUUAAUGCUAAAGCUGUUCUAGAUCCCAACAGUUUUCAGCAGAAAUGGUGCCAACUUCCAGUAGCCGCAUCACAAGUUAAUAUUCAUAGCUUGACUUAUCAAGAAUCAAUAGCAGAAGAACUAGACGAAAACAUUUCCCUUUAUGACUUUCCUAUAAACACAGAUGAAAAUGAUCAUAUCGUCAAAGACCUAUCCAAGAAUCAUGUCAUGCAAUCAUCGCCGUCCAAUUUCUUUAAAAUUUUCAGUGAUUUAAGCUCUGAAAUGUCUCAUGCAGAAGAAAUUAUAUUCUGCGGUAAGCUUUUACCUUACAAGCUCCAACAUGUUACUGUUCCUGAUGAUAUUUAG